Rhea pennata is the source of this 2570-nucleotide messenger RNA. RefSeq names its product MPV17 mitochondrial inner membrane protein like 2 (gene MPV17L2). NCBI's taxonomy places the organism in Eukaryota, Metazoa, Chordata, Aves, Rheiformes, Rheidae. Gene Ontology annotation, biological process: cellular response to reactive oxygen species; mitochondrial ribosome assembly. Gene Ontology annotation, cellular component: cytoplasm; membrane; mitochondrion. The record is from RefSeq and is a predicted model, not a curated record. The transcript is spliced from 6 exons. The coding region runs from base 62 to 682 and encodes 206 amino acids.
UCUCCUGCCGGUGGCGGAUUCGCGCGGGGCGGCGGCAGGGCCGGGCCCGGCCGCGGGCAGGAUGCUUGCCCGGGGCAGGCGGCUCUUCCGCAGCUGCUGCGAGCCCUUCUUCAAGGGCCGGUUCCUGCUGGCCACCAACACGGUGAGCUGCGGGGCGCUGCUGGCCGCCGGCGACGCGCUCCAGCAGACGCGGGAGCGGCGGAAGGACCCGGCCAGGCCGUGGGAGCUGGCUCGCACAGCGCGCAUGUUUGCCAUCGGCUGCAGCAUGGGGCCCUUGAUGCACUACUGGUACCUCUGGUUGGAUGGAGCCUUUCCCGCAAGCGGCUUUAAGGGCAUGAAAACCGUCCUGAAGAAAGUCCUCAUUGACCAACUGGUGGCAUCGCCAGCGCUGGGAGUCUGGUAUUUCUUAGGCAUGGGUGCCCUGGAGGGCCAGACCCUGGAGGAGAGCUGGAGGGAGCUGAAGGAGAAAUUCUGGGAAUUUUACAAGGCUGACUGGUGCGUGUGGCCAGCGGCUCAGCUCGUGAACUUCCUCUUCCUCCCACCCAAGUACCGGGUGGUUUAUGUGAACACGAUUACGCUGGGCUGGGACACAUACCUCUCCUAUCUCAAGCACAGGCAUAACCAGCCCCUGAGCACCGAGCACGACUUGCAGCAUGUAAACCAGCGCAGCAUUGGGAUGUGAACAGACAGCGCUGAAGCCGUUCUCGAAGACUGCUGCCCUGUUUUCGUAACCUGCACAGUGCUAAUUGGUUAUUUGGGUUUCCCGGCUGCAAGCGCUGUGGGUGUGGGCAGGAGCCGGCUCGUGGUGGCCACGAACGAGGCCUCGACCCAGGGAAGAAAAAUUGAUUCCCGGAGACAAUCACAGCCGUGGGCUGCACUUCACUGCAGCCCAGGAAGAUCUUGCUAAUUAACUCGUCUACUGAUUGCAAUUAGGGAUUUAGAGAAUCUUGUGUCAAAGGCUAUUUAAUAGAGCUGAUUUUUCUAUUCUUCCACAGAGCCCGUGCUGUUAGGGGUGGGAGCAGCUGCUGCACUUGCGCUUUGCAUCUAGCACCUGGGGGGGACUGAUCCCCAGGGCUCUCUGCUCUGCUGCAGGCAGGUUUUUCCCUUCCCCAGCAAGGUCGGCCCCCUUGCUCGCCUCUAACAGCUUCUGGAAGGGAGCAGCCCUGACAGCAAACACAGCAGCUCCAACCCAUUCCUUGCUCCCAAUUCAGCCGUUUGUCUGGCAAAUCGCUGCCGCUCCCUCUGAUCACAUCCUAGCGCCUCCAACCUUUCCCUGUUUUUUUUUCUCUUUGCAAAUUCUUGCCAAUUACCAUGGGAAAGGUCACUGUAUCUAGGGCUACCUUUCCCCUCUCUCUGCAUUCCCCUCUCUGUUUCAGGGGAUGAACUCCACUGUGGUGGGCUGCAAACUUACAAUUGUAGCUGUGUAAUCUCUGCCCCCGCCCCCCCCCCCCCAUCAAACACAGCUGAACGCAAAAGAUGGAGUUAGAAGAGAGGCUUUGCUAAGGCCUUCUUUAGGGAAAGCCCUACGCUGGGACCACACCAGCCCCUCUUCUGGCUCAGCUCUCAGCAGGCCCUGCCAGGAGCUCUUUUAGGGCCAAGCAGCUCUGGCUCAGCCCUCGAGCCACAGCUCUGCUGGCUGCUUUCACCACCCCCCCAUCCCCACAGCAGCAACUGCCUGCACCCAACCGCAGGGCUGGUCCCGCUGCGGCCAGCGUCUGCUCCCCCAGUCCGGCCCCGCAUCGUCCCUUCCCUCGUGGCUUUUCCCCAGAAACCCUCAUGUGCUCGUCGGCUGCCCUUGCCCCUCGUCAGGCUGCAAACUCUCAUUUCCUUGCGCCCUCCUGCAUGCAGGCUGCUCAAGCUUGGGGCUGGGCCCUUGCUUUGUGCUCCAGCGCAGGAGGCUGCUGGAGCAUCGCUGCGGGGCCCCAGGCAAGCGCGAUGCUCAUACUGUAACCUGGAACUUAUUUAUUUACAGCAUUGAUGAAGAUUGGCUCAAUGUGCCUAAAUCGACUUUUCUAAAGAUUAAAGAUGAGCUUUACUUACAGCUCUGUCCUCGCUCCUGAACCACACUGCCGUCAGGGUGGGACCAGCCCUCCCACGGCUGUGCGCCACGCUGCUGGAGUGUGCCGGGAGCCAUUUGGCAAAUGCAAAUUACAAAAACCAGAUACUUGGUCUUUGUCACAGAGCUUGAAAUUGCUAAUCUGAGGAGGAAAGAGGUUAGAAGCAGCAGGGAAAUGGCCCUUCCCCCUGCUUGGGGGUCGCCCCGGCUGGGGAGGCAGCGCUCACUGGCCUCCCCCUCCUCCCCUGCCUCCUGCAAUGACGGGGAGUAACUGGUGAUCAGCAUUGAUUUAUUUCUUCACAACAUUUCUUUAAUACAGUGAUUUUUAGGAAAUUGUACUCUUUUGACACUUUUGACAUUUGUACAGUACAGUGUAACUCUUCCAUAAGUAAACUUCACAAAAAUAGGAAGGUGGAAGGGGGGAACAGGAUACUGUGGUCAGGGGACCUGUAAAAUAAAGACACGGCGCUCCAAGAAAAAUAAAUAGAGGGAAGCAAGACCUCCGGGUCAGUCA